AUGAGCCAGCAUCAGCUUUGGUUUCGACUAAAGCGUUCAAUUGAUGCUUUUAUGCAAGUAAUUGGACAUAAGCCGCCUCCGCCGUCGUUUGCAUUGGCAUUCGACGCUGGAAUACCUUCUUCGACGAUGUCAACGUCUUCAAUGAUUUACGGAAGUGUACAGGAAAUGAUAAAGGAUAUUAGUAUUGUCUUCGGAGUACCCAAAUAUAGGACUAGUAAACCAAAGAAAGUCACUCGAAAAUUCGCAGUGAAUCGACUUCUAAAGCCGGUCGACAAUCUUGUUUCAUGUCCAGCGUGCGCAAAUAUUCAUCCAUCGGAUACGAUUUGCGACAAAUGCUAUGAAAAAGUUCGAUUGCUGACAAAUGAGAUUAAAAAGAAGAUGAUGGAGUAUAAUCCGUACGUGGGCGAACGACAAGACAAACCGGUGCACGUUCGAUUCCGCGGCGAUCCCGAAGAGAAGCCGCAAGUUGUGAAUGGGAAGCGUGUCAUCGAAUUGGAAAAAGAGCGGCCGAGUUGGUUUCGAAAAAUGCUUCUCCUGAAAAAAUGA
Caenorhabditis bovis is the source of this 546-nucleotide messenger RNA. Lineage: Eukaryota; Metazoa; Nematoda; Chromadorea; Rhabditida; Rhabditidae. The record is from the annotation of a GenBank genome assembly.